Molecule: messenger RNA, 1825 nt
Organism: Gossypium arboreum
Lineage: Eukaryota; Viridiplantae; Streptophyta; Magnoliopsida; Malvales; Malvaceae
Exons: 10
Coding region: 423-1253 (276 amino acids)
Biological process (GO): lipid homeostasis
Cellular component (GO): membrane; endoplasmic reticulum
Source: RefSeq, a predicted model, not a curated record
UGUCCCACUUUUCGAGCUUUGACCCGAGUGACCCACCAAGAACUUUGCAACAAAAAACAGUUUAUUAUUUCCUUAUUAAAAUAUUCCUUUCUGAGUUUUGGUUCCUUGUUAUCUCGCUCCUCACGAAACUAAAAAAAAAAAAAAAACAGUUAAUUGUAAAUAUUAGAAUGCGAUCUCCUUUUUAAAUGUGAAAAGAGGAAAAAUAAAACAAAAAUGAAGCAGGAAUCCAGCUGCUUCUAUUUGCCCAAAACGAAACCCCUGAUUUCUUCCACAUUUUCUUCCUAUAAUUUAUUUUCUCCUAUUCCGCAAUUGUACACUCGCCCCUAUCUUUCUUCCUUUUAGAUGACUGAACGAGAAGAAUACAAAAUAGAAGAGGCAAUGGAAAAUUCAUCUUUUUAGGUUGAUUGGUUGAAGAAUGUGUUAUGAUACUGCUUUCUAAAGAAACAACUAUGGAGAUACAAUCUUACCAGAAUCAGGCAGAGCUGUUGUUAAAGGAAUAUUUAUUGGCAGAUUCCUCCAUCCCAUACACAUCAGUUAUUUGUGGCAUUUUUGCUUGCAAGAUGGUCUAUGAUCUUACACAGUUGUUUAGCAGUGUUUACUUUAAGAGCUAUCUCAUCCUAUCAAAAGUCCAACGGAAUGAGUGGAACAACCGAUCCAUAUCAACCGUACAUGCCAUUUUCAUAACAGUCAUGUCCUUAUACUUCGUGUUUUGGUCAAAUCUCUAUUCUGAUAACCGAUAUGCUGGCAUGAUUAUGUUUCGUAGUUCUGCAUUGUCUACAUUCACAUUGGGGGUAUCUGUUGGUUACUUUCUUGCUGACAUUGGGAUGAUCAUUUGGUUUUACCCUUCUCUAGGUGGAAUAGAGUAUGUCAUUCAUCAUUUUCUCUCCUUAACUGCUGUAGCAUAUUCUAUGAUGACUGGGGAAGGUCAGCUAUACACCUUCAUGGUACUCAUCUCUGAGACUACCACGCCUGGGAUCAAUUUGAGAUGGUAUCUUGAUACGGCUGGAAUGAAGAGAUCAAGAGCUUACUUAAUUAAUGGAGUUGUAAUAUUUGUAACAUGGCUGGUUGCUAGAAUACUCCUGUUUAUGUACCUAUUUUAUCACGUUUACUUGCACUUUGAUCAGGUUAAGCUGGUGCACAGCUAUGGGCUACUGUUAAUAUUUGUCGUGCCUUUUAUCCUAUCAGUUAUGAACUUAAUGUGGUUUGGAAAGAUUAUCAAGGGAUUAAGGAAAACAUUAGCAAAGAGGCAAUGAAUGGAACUUCACGGUGACUGACACAUGAAGUUACAUUGACAAACAAAAACACUCCUUGCCAUUAAGCUCAAUGCCCGGUGCUAGGUAUUCUCUUUCACCUUCUUUGUUCCUCUGUAAAUGGUAGUAAAGGGUAUAGGACUGUAGAGCUGUCAUGAUUUCUGAUUCAAUGUGAGAAAUCACCUUGUAACGCUGAAGCAUGGUUGACUUAAUGAUUGGAUUAGAAAUCUGGAUAGAAAUGGUGAAAAUGCCAAUGGCUGUUUUUUUAUCAGUUGUCAAGUCGUUAAAUCUUGGUACUGUGUUUUUAGAGAAUGAUUCAUUUCGUUUGGUAUUAAAGAAAGAUGAAAGGUGCCAAUUUUAAAGACAAACAUCUUACCGAAGUCCUUAAGAGUGUUUGGUGUUAGUCUAGUAUCAUGAGUUCAGUUAGAUCUGGCGACUUGUGAAUGCGUAGAUGAAAGUGUCAUAGAGGCUCCUGUACUAGGUGCGGAAUUAUAUUUUGUCCUUUCUAUUUAAAAAAUGGGCAAACUUGUCUUUGUACAUUAGAUUAAAGAGCAAACUUGUUUUUUUGUUAAAAA